AUGUCCCAGUGGUGCCGGGGGAGUUGUUCGGUUCGGCUGCCUUGGAAGCACUGGAACGGACUGUCCAGGCACGACAGAGAAGGCAGCAAUUUUCGAGCCUUAGCAGGCCAAUGCCCCCUCCACCUCCUCGGCAUCCAAGGCGCCUGUCGGCUGGCUCCAGCAUGCAGCCGCCGCCUGGGGGUCAUAACCGGCCGGGUGGUCCUUACCCUCAUGCGGUUCAGCAAAGGCCCAGCAGGAGCUCUCGUGGGUUGGUCCACCGACCAGCUGGGCAGGCUCGGACCAGGGACUCUGGCUGCCGCCCCCCCACGGCCCCUAGGGGUCGUGGAGGGAGACGGUGAUGCCAUCAGGCCGACCGUCGGAUAUUUCUCCCACCAGCAGCUCAGCUAUUGGGUUGCUCACGCCGUGGACCCAUGGGUGGUUGCCACUCUGACCCAUGGUUACCGGCUACAGUUCCGACGGCGGCCUCAUAUCUCACGCCGGGUCAAGAUGACUGUAAUCGCCGACUCGGUGAAAGCUCAAGCACUAGACCAGGAACUUUCCGCCCUCCUGGCCAAGGGCGCAAUAGAGGCAGUGGACCCUCUGCAACAACCCAGGGGCUAUUACUCGACUUACUUCCUUGUGCAAAAGAAGACGGGCGGGUUUCGUCCCAUUUUAGACCUGAGGGGACUCAACCAGUACCUAAAGGAGCUGCCCUUCCACAUGCUCACAACAGCAGAAGUCCUUCAAGCUGUCACAAGGGAAGAAUGGUUCACGUCUGUAGACCUGAAGGAUGCAUAUUUUCAUGUGCCUAUUGCGGCAGAACAUCGCCGCUUUCUCAGGUUUGCCUAUCGGGGUCACCACUGGCAGUUCUGGGUACUUCCAUUCGGGCUCUCUCUCUCCCCAAGGGUGUUCACUCGGUGCGUGAAGGCAGCCCUCUCUCCUCUGCAGGCCUGCGGAGUGAAGAUUUUGCCGUACUUAGACGAUUGGCUUCUCUGCGCCCCGUCUCAGGCCUGUGCCUUUCACGACACAAACCGCCUGCUCGCUCAUAUGUCCCAGUAAGGCCUCAAUGUCAACCUGGAGAAGAGCUGCCUGAUCCCUUCCCAGACGACCACCUUUCUUGGGGUGGUUCUGGAUUCAUCUUCAAUGAGAGCUCGCCCAUCCGCUCAAAGGGUGGCCGGCAUACUCCAGCUGGUCAAUCGGUUCAGGCUGGGCAAGCAGCUCCCCUAUGUUGCCUUCCUGCAACUACUCGGCAAGCUGACAUCAGUCACUCGGGUGGUGCCCUUAGGCCUGCUGUCACUUCGCCCCUUGCAGAGGUGGCUCAACAGCUUUCGCCUGGAUGCCAGGCUGCACAGGCAUCGCAAGCUCGCAGUGACGUGGUCAUGUCUUCAUGCCUUGACUCCAUGGAGGGACGAAGAUUAUUUGUCCAGGGGUGUCCCCAUGGGAGUGGUAGUGUGUCGCAGGGAAGUGGUCACAACGGAUGCCAGCUCCAUGGGAUGGGGGGGCUUGCACUUGGCACUCAGGCACUUCCUGCCUCACCUGGAAGGGAGGCAUGUACUUGUUCGGUCAGACAACACCUCUGUUGUCUACCACAUCAACCAUCAGGGGGGCACCAGGUCAGCACAACUUCUGAGUGUGUCCAGAGAGCUCCUGGAAUGGGCCUCUCCUCGCCUGUCCACCCUGCGGGCAGCGUACUUGCCAGGGCGACACAAUCAGGUCGCAGAUUUUCUCUCCCGCCAAGAGUCCCCUCCGGGAGAGUGGUCCCUCCACAGAGACAUAGUGCUGAUGAUCUGGGACCGUUUUGGUCAGGCAGAGAUAGACCUGUUUGCGACGGAAGAGUCGACUCAGUGUCCCCUAUGGUACUCUCUUACGGGGGCGUCGGGUGCGCUAGGCCAGGACGCAUUGGCUCAUCCUUGGCCAAGGGUCCUUCUAUAUGCCUUUCCACCCCUUUCUCUAAUUUGGCCAACCCUUCAGAGAGUCCUCGAGGAGGGCCACAGGAUGCUGCUGGUGGCUCCGUAUUGGCCAGCGCGACCAUGGUUCCCACUGCUACGAAGUCUAUGUCAGGGCGUCCCAUGGUGUCUUCCGACCAGAAGGGACUUGCUGUCUCAGUUGGGGGGACUGAUAUGGCACCCCAAUCCUCAACGUCUUCGGCUGUGGGUGUGGCCACUGCAAGGCUAGGACAGCAGCUGACUGGAGUUUCGAGCCCCGUCAGACGCACCAUCCUGGGCGCCAGGGCACCCUCUACUCGUCAGCAGUACGAAAACAGGUGGCGCCUGUUUUCCCAAUGGUGUUCGGAUCACAACAAGGAUCCAGUCUCCUGUACAAUACCCACCAU
Nematolebias whitei (Rio pearlfish) is the source of this 2311-nucleotide messenger RNA. RefSeq lists its product as uncharacterized. The transcript has 2 exons. NCBI's taxonomy places the organism in Eukaryota, Metazoa, Chordata, Actinopteri, Cyprinodontiformes, Rivulidae. The record is from RefSeq and is a predicted model, not a curated record.